Chara braunii is the source of this 3045-nucleotide messenger RNA. NCBI's taxonomy places the organism in Eukaryota, Viridiplantae, Streptophyta, Charophyceae, Charales, Characeae. The record is from the annotation of a GenBank genome assembly.
UGGGUCGGUCAUAGAUAGGGAAGAGGCAACAACUGUUUUGUUUUUAUUCUGUGAGAAGUCUUGUAUUCGGAGGACCCAGGCUAGGUCUCAAACCAAAAGGGUUGAUUGUUUUUGUCAAUAAUGAUUGUUGGCCUGGUUUGUCGUGCGAUCCUGACCCAUCUAAGUGUUCUAUGUCAGCUUCUGCAUGACUUCAGGGCUGCUUAAAAAGAAGAGCACCUGUGUUCCAUCAAAAUGAGGAUCGAAGAAGUCCAGUCGACGACAAAGACUCAUCGAGUGGCCACACACACUCAUAUCAAAGGACUUGGCCUCAAGGAAGAUGGCUUUGCCUUGCCAAUUGCUGCCGGUUUUGUGGGGCAGGAGCAGGGUCGUGAAGCAGCAGGGCUUGUGGUUGACAUGAUCCGUCAGAAGAAGAUGGCAGGAAGAGCGCUGCUUCUUGCAGGUGGACCUGGAACAGGGAAAACUGCUCUCGCUCUGGGGAUUGCUCAAGAGCUAGGAAGUAAGGUUCCCUUUUGCCCAAUGGUUGGCUCAGAAGUGUAUUCUUCUGAAGUUAAGAAAACAGAAGUUUUGAUGGAGAAUUUUCGUCGGGCAAUUGGCCUCAGAAUCAAGGAAAACAAGGAGGUUUAUGAAGGGGAGGUGACAGAGUUGACUCCAGAGGAGACAGAGAGCACAACUGGUGGAUAUGGCAAGAGUAUCAGCCAUGUCAUUAUUGGACUGAAGACGGUGAAGGGCACAAAGCAGCUCAAGCUCGACCCAACGAUCUAUGACAGUCUAGUGAAAGAAAAGGUUGCUGUUGGAGAUGUCAUAUAUAUAGAAGCAAAUAGUGGCGCUGUAAAGAGAGUUGGGAGAUGUGAUGCCUUUGCAACGGAGUUUGACUUGGAGGCCGAGGAAUAUGUGCCACUUCCUAAGGGAGAAGUGCAUAAGAAGAAGGAGAUUGUACAGGAUGUGACGCUCCACGACCUAGAUGCUGCAAAUGCAAAACCACAAGGAGGUCAGGAUAUUCUUUCCAUGAUGGGGCAGCUUAUGAAACCGAAGAAAACAGAGAUUACUGAAAAACUUCGUCAGGAAGUGAACAAGGUUGUAAACAGGUACAUUGACACAGGUGUGGCUGAGCUGGUCCCAGGUGUUCUGUUCAUUGACGAGGUGCACAUGCUGGAUAUAGAGUGUUUCACAUAUCUCAACAAAGCGCUCGAGAGUUCGCUGGCACCCAUUGUAAUAUUUGCAACCAACCGCGGAAUUUGCUGCAUCAAGGGUACUGAUCUCCCAAGCCCUCAUGGUAUUCCAGUUGAUUUGUUGGAUCGCCUUGUCAUCAUUCGUACGCUACCUUACACCCCAGCGGAGAUGGUUCAGAUUCUGGCCAUCCGGGCACAGGUGGAGGGGUUAGUGGUGGAUGAAGACAGCUUGGCGUACCUUGGAGAGAUUGGAGAACGUACAUCGCUGAGACAUGUGGUACAACUGUUAACACCGGGAAGCAUAAUGGCAAAGUCAAAUGGAAGGGACGAAAUUGAAAGGGGUGAUCUUGAGGAGGUUGCAGAGCUGUUCUUGGAUGCCAGGGCAUCAGCACGACUGCUCGCAGAUCAAUCUGAUCGAUAUGUGUCGCAAUAGUGCUUGCGUGCUUUAGUGCACAUGUACUCUCAUGUUUUUUCACGUGACUCCGCGUAGGGAGAAGAAUUAGGAGUUCAAGCCUCAGAAUAGCGUCUCCAGUGUAAGAUCUGCACAGUCGGCAAGCCGUCAUCCUUCCAUUCUUGCUUCCGUCUGCGCAGGGAGAAGAAUAGGAGCUCAAGCCCCACCGAAGCAGAAUAAGAUCCUCCCAACGCAGAAUAAGAUCUGCGUUGGGAAUACCGUCUCCAGUGUAGUGUAGCGAUCCCUCCCUUAUGUGCGGCGCAAUAAGGGAUACCACAAUUUCCCCUGUCUUUUUGGUGUAGCGAGUACUAGCGACAGAAUUCUUCGUGUUUUCUCAGUCUACAGUUGAUGUGUUUUCAUUGUUAAUUGCAAGUCCCCACCGAAGCUCUAUGGCUUCGUCAACGUGUAAUCAUUCAACCACACGCUUGACCAUCAAUCUGCCUCACCUCCUGAUGCGAGAGAGAAGCUGCUCACAAUUAACCGUGCGUUCUCUGCUGUAAAUAUCAAGUAUGCUUUGGGAUGAAUCUGCCUCCUUCCCAGCCUAUCAAGCCCACUUGUAUGCUGAUGUUCUCCCCCCCCCCCAGAAAGAAUCACUCCGUCGUAAGCUACCAACUGCUCUCUGCUUGACGAUGGGAUGAGUGACCCUUUGUUGCAGAGAUCCAAGACGUUGCCCACUUUGCUAUCUCAUGCUGUAUCGCCGGUCUUGCAUGUACAUUGAUUGCACCGAGGCACCAACAUGGUGAUGACGACGUAUUGCUGGCCAUACAUACUGUGCAUGGGGGGCAGAUCACAAACAGUGAAGUUGAAGGAAAAGGCGAACGCGGAGUAUCGCAAGGGGAGACAUGUAUGUAUGGAUACUAUGGAACCACCAGUAGUACUUUUAUUUUUUGACAGCCAUUUCUCCAAGCUGGGACUUGUACAGGCCGAUCGGCCUUUUUCAGGGGUAGGGGCCGCUUCUCCAGGACGUUGACGACUUUUCUGAACGGCCUGCAGACACAGCCGCAUAAAAAGAAUAACUCCCAGAGGUUGCGGAGCAUUUAUGGCUGUGUCUGAAUGCUUGGUGCGGGAAAAGUACUCGUGAGUCUCAUGGUUGAAUAAUACGGCGGGAAGGAAACACAGUGAACGGAAGUUGCUGCAUCUCCAUUUGUAAUACCUAUCAAGAGUUUUGGAAAUGCAAGAUAUUGGUGCAGAAGUUGGAAUUGAGGAUGAUGUGCUGUUAAGGGGCUGAAGGUUGUGGAAGAUGUUAUGGAAUAGAAUUGUGCUACUCUAUGACUUUCAUGAGCCUUAUCCGCGAAGUUGUGCGGUAUGGAAGAGAGAGACUCUGCCAGAUGACAGAGAAACAGAAUUGUGCUAUUACAGCCUUUUAUGAAAAAAAUGCAAUGAACCCGGUCUCGUUGAGAAGCCAGUUAGUAAUGCAAUAGAAGU